This is a messenger RNA of Pelagomonas calceolata, 881 nucleotides long. Lineage: Eukaryota; Pelagophyceae; Pelagomonadales; Pelagomonadaceae. The record is from the annotation of a GenBank genome assembly.
CAGGAGCUCGCACAGGCCACGGCAGCCCAGCAGAGCUCGCGAGCAGCAAGAGUGCAUCCAGCAUGGCUCCCAGAGACACCGGGAAAGGGAGCAAGUCGCGCGCGCCGCAAAAAAAGCAAUCACAGGGCUCACCAUCAACCAUGCCCUCUGAAGCCGUGAUCGAUGCGCAGCUCUCCCUGGCUUUUGACAUCAUGGCCGCGACGAGGGCCUGCGCCGCGGCACGGGCUGCUGCGCGCAAGAGUAAGGCGACUCCGACUGUUCGCAUCUUGAAACGCUCGGAGGACGCAACUGCCGCGGCGCCCGCGGCGGCGGCGCCCGCGGCCGCGGAGGCGCCAGCGGCAAAGAAGAAGAAGAAGUCGAAGCAGGCCUGCCGGUUCUUCGCGAAAGGAAAAUGUCGCAACGGCGACGCAUGCCCGUUCCGUCACGUCGCCGAUGCUCCGAAGGCGUCGGGCGAGGCACCACGGGAACCGGCGGCGCAGAAGACGCAGAAGGCUCGCAAGGCGAAGGAGCGGCCUGUCGUAAAGGCGCCCGAGGCGGCGCCGCGCGAACCGCCGCCCGCCGCCGAGCCGGCAGGUAGAGGCGCCGAGGAGGCCAAGGCCGCCACACCAGAGCCGCCGCUCACCCCGGCGGUGGAGAAAGAGGCCGCCCCGCCACCACCGCCGCCGCCCGCGCCGCCGCCGCCCGCCGCCGCACCGCCGCCACCACCGCAAGAGGAGACCCCCUGGACCGCCGCCGACCAGGCGCUCCUGGACAAGGCGCUGGCCGAGGUCCCGCGCGACCUGCCCAAGAAGGACCGGUGGCAGCGCAUAGCGGCGCAGGUGCCGGGCCGGAGCGCGCGGCAGUGCGCGGAGCGCUACAAGUUCAUCCGGAGUAAGUUGUGA